This is a messenger RNA of Antrostomus carolinensis (chuck-will's-widow), 599 nucleotides long. Its product is annotated as ERO1-like protein alpha. The transcript has 5 exons. The record is from RefSeq and is a predicted model, not a curated record. Gene Ontology annotation, cellular component: endoplasmic reticulum membrane; endoplasmic reticulum. Gene Ontology annotation, molecular function: protein-disulfide reductase activity; FAD binding; thiol oxidase activity. The annotation marks the transcript as partial. Gene Ontology annotation, biological process: protein folding in endoplasmic reticulum. NCBI's taxonomy places the organism in Eukaryota, Metazoa, Chordata, Aves, Caprimulgiformes, Caprimulgidae.
AUACGUGGUCAGAGAAGAAAUGGGGCCCCAACGUUACAGAAUUCCAGCAGAGAUUUGAUGAAGUCAUCACCAGAGGGGAAGGUCCCAGAAGACUCAAGAACCUGUAUUUUCUCUACCUGAUAGAGCUACGGGCCCUCUCCAAAGUGCUGCCGUUCUUUGAGCGCCCAGGUUUCCAGCUCUACACGGGGAAUAAUCAUCACGAUGAGGAAAUGAAAACCCAGUUGCUGGAAAUUCUCCAUCUGGCCAAGUCUUUCCCGCUGCAUUUUGAUGAAAACUCAUUCUUUGCAGGGAAUAAAAAGGAAGCAGCUAAACUAAAGGAGGAAUUUAGGCUUCACUUUAAGAAUAUUUCCAAGAUAAUGGAUUGUGUUGGCUGCUUCAAAUGUCGCCUGUGGGGGAAGUUACAGACACAGGGCUUGGGUACAGCGCUGAAGAUCCUCUUUUCUGAAAACCUGAUAGAAAAGAUACCUGAAAGCGGCCCUUCCUAUGGAUUCCAGCUGACCAGACAAGAAAUUGUUGCCUUAUUUAAUGCUUUUGGAAGGGUUUCAACAAGUGUUAGAGAACUGGAAAACUUCAGGAACAUUUUAAGAAAUAUGCGGUGA